AAAAAGCCUACGACGCGCGCCCCUCACAAGCUCCCACGCCAAGCUAAAAUGAUCCUCACAACAUGCCCCGCCUGCGCCGCCCCACUGGCCCACACCGCGCCGCGAUGCGUGCGAUGCUCGACGAGAUACUGUAACAAGACUUGCCAGCACGACCACUGGCGCCGCGGCCACAAGCAGAUCUGCAAGAAAAUACACCGCGGCGGCAACGCGGAACUCUAUUAUGCGAACAAAAAAUACAAGGAGGCCGUCGCGGUCGCGGCCGAGGCGUGCGCGGACGACACGAAGGGCCAGACGUGCUUCAUCUGCACCCAGGCCUUGCACUGGAAGACGAAGGAGGGCCUCGUGCGCGGGUGUGCGUGCCGCGGGACGGCGGGGUUCUCGCAUGUUUCUUGUCUGGCGGAACAGGCAAAGAUUUUGUUCGCGGAGGCCGAGGAGAACAAUUUGGGCGACAAUGCGUUUGAUGAGAGGUGGGACCGGUGGUUCUCGUGUAGUCUGUGUGAGCAAGAGUAUCACGGCGUCACGCGAUGUGCACUCGGAUGGGCCUGCUGGAAAACGUACGUGGGGCGGCCUGAGGGCGACUGGGCUCGGGGAGCCGCGAUGAUGGCGCUUGGGAACGGUUUAUACAAUGCAAAACACUACGAGGACGCGUUUGCCGUGAAAGAGGCCGAAUUGGCUAUGCUGCGGCGACUUGGCGACUCAGAAGAAAACAUUCUCAUCGUGCAGGGCAAUCUUGCAUGUACGUAUGGAGAGCUUAAACGGCUUGAUGAGGCCCUGUCCCUGCGACGAGACGUAUACUCAAGACGUUUGAAAUUAAAUGGCGAGGAACACAGUUCAACCAUCCGAGCGGCCAACAACUACGCGUCGUCCCUUCUUGGUCAAAAGCGCUUCGAAGAAGCCAAGGCACUGUUCCGCAGAACGAUACCCGUGGCGCGACGCGUUCUUGGAGAUCACAAUGACCUCACGCUCUUGAUGAGGAGACUUUACGCUGUGGCACUCUGCAACGACCCCGGCGCCACGCUCGAUGAUCUCCGGGAGGCCAUAGAGACGUUCGAGGAGACGGGCCGGAUCGCGCGGCGCGUGCUCGGGAGCGCGCAUCCGCUCACAAAAAAAAUCGAGAAUGCCCUACGACAGUCGCGAGCCGCGCUCCGCGCCUGCGAGACGCCGUCCGCUGGGUAA
Pelagomonas calceolata is the source of this 1176-nucleotide messenger RNA. The record is from the annotation of a GenBank genome assembly. NCBI's taxonomy places the organism in Eukaryota, Pelagophyceae, Pelagomonadales, Pelagomonadaceae.